AGGAUUAGGAUCGGGAUUAGGAUCGGGAUCACGAUGGAGCGGGCGGCGGGGCCCGGAACCGGCACCGGUUCUGCUCUGGCCGCCUCGCUGGCUGAGGGGCUGAUCAAGUCUCCGCGGCCGCUGAUGAAGAAGCAGGCGGUGAAGCGGCACCACCACAAGCACAACCUCAAACACCGCUACGAGUUCCUGGAAACGUUGGGCAAAGGCACCUACGGGAAGGUGAAGAAAGCCCGGGAGCGCUCGGGGAAGCUGGUGGCCAUCAAAUCCAUCCGGAAGGACAAAAUCAAGGAUGAGCAGGACCUUGUCCACAUCCGGAGGGAGAUCGAGAUCAUGUCCUCCCUCAACCACCCCCACAUCAUCGCUGUGCACGAAGUGUUUGAGAACAGCGGCAAGAUCGUCAUCGUGAUGGAAUACGCCAGCAAGGGCGACUUGUACGAUUACAUCAGCGAGCGGCAGCGGCUCUCGGAGCAGGAGGCGCGACACUUCUUCCGCCAGGUCGUGUCCGCCGUCUACUACUGCCACAAGAACGGGAUCGUCCACCGGGACCUGAAGCUGGAGAACAUCCUGCUGGACGCCAACGGGAACAUCAAGAUUGCAGAUUUUGGGCUGUCCAACGUUUUCCAGCAGGACAAGCUGCUGCAGACCUACUGUGGCAGCCCCCUGUACGCGUCCCCCGAGAUCAUCAACGGGCGGCCCUACAAGGGCCCCGAGGUGGACAGCUGGUCCUUGGGUGUCCUCCUCUACAUCCUGGUCCACGGCACGAUGCCCUUCGAUGGCCACGACUACAAAACUCUGGUCAAGCAGAUCACGAGUGGAGACUACCGGGAGCCCACGAAGCUCUCAGAUGCCUGCGGGCUCAUCCGGUGGAUGCUGAUGGUGAACCCCGAGCGCCGGGCCACCAUCGAGGACAUCGCCACGCACUGGUGGGUCAACUGGGGCUACAAAAUACCGCUGGGCGAGCAGGAGCUGCUGCGGGAGAGCGAAUCCCCGCUGGCCACGGUGGCCGAGUGGCUGCGCCGCUCGUCCCGGCCCCUGCUGGAGAACGGCUCCAAGGUGCGCUGCUUCCUCAAGCAGCACAUCCCCGGCGUGGCCCUGGAGCGGCAGCGCUCCCUCAAGAAGUCCAAGAAGGAGAACGACGUCUCGCAGGCGCUGCAGGAGGUGCCCGCGGGCCCCGAGAACCCUUCCAAGUCCAUCCUCAAGCGGCCCAAGGGCAUCCUGAAGAAGAGGAACUCGUGCGAGCAGAAGGUGCCCGGCCCUGGCCCCCCGCCGGCCGAGGAUGGGGAGGGGGUCCCCGCGGGGCUGCCCCGGAUUUCUGCAGCAGCGGGAGCAGCGCCCGCGGCCGUGCCCAAGAAGGGAAUCCUGAAGAAGCCCUCGGCCAGGGAGUCGGGUUAUUACUCGUCCCUGGAGUGCUGCGAGUCCGGGGAUGUGCUGGACGCGGCGAGUUUGGACCUGGACGGGACCGUGUUUGUCGAGCCGCCCUCCCCGCCUCCCCAGGGGCUCCCGGCCCGCAGGAAAGGAAUCCUCAAACACAACGGCAAAUUCUCCUCGGGCAGCUCCGAGCCGGGAAACUCCCCUGGGAGCUACGGGGGUUUCAGCGAGGUGUCCCUGCCCCCGGAGAACCCCCCCGGGAGCUUCGGGGGUUUCAGCGAGGUGUCCCUGCCCCCGGGACCCCGCGCCCGGCCCGCCAGCGCCGUCAGCGAGGACAGCAUCCUGUCCACCGAGUCCUUCGAGCAGCUGGACCUGCCCUCCCGAGGCCCCCCCGGCAGCGGGGCCGUGCGGGGCUGCGUGUCCGCCGAGAGCCUCCUGCGGCUGGAGGAGGAGGAGGAGCGGGAGGAAGGGCGGCGGCUGCGCCGCUGGACUGUCACUCACUGCCGCAGCCCCUUGGCGGAGAGCAGCGCGUCCCUGGCGAGCUGUGACAAUGGCACCGAGCUCUACCGGCGUGCUGUGACCGUCGGGGUGAAGCUGAGCUGA
This is a messenger RNA of Sturnus vulgaris (Common starling), 1971 nucleotides long. RefSeq names its product NUAK family kinase 2 (gene NUAK2). Gene Ontology annotation, cellular component: cytoplasm. Lineage: Eukaryota; Metazoa; Chordata; Aves; Passeriformes; Sturnidae. The record is from RefSeq and is a predicted model, not a curated record. Gene Ontology annotation, biological process: intracellular signal transduction; microtubule cytoskeleton organization; protein phosphorylation. Gene Ontology annotation, molecular function: tau-protein kinase activity; ATP binding.